CAACUUUCAAGAUGGAUGAAGCACCUCCCAUGAUGUCUACUCCUAAAUCAUCCAAAUAUUCCUCGUUUCUUUGGGAUAUUACACAGCUACUAUCUAAGCUCUUUAACGAUUUCUCACCUAGUAAUACCUAUGAUUUGGAUGGUAUGGAGUCUAACCCCGGCACUUCCUUCAAUAAAACCAUAUGCAGCCUUUUCUCCUCCUGCCGGCACAGUUUGCGCUUACUAUCGAAUGGCUACUACGUUGUGGAUGAAGAUUCGGUUUUGUAUAAUGAUGAUGGAAGUGUAGUCAUCAGUCCAACAAAACCUAAUGUAUCCUACAAAGAGAAUUCCGUCAGGAUCUUUCGAAAGAGGCGUAAACAGUUAACGCUAAGACAACUCGAAAUUGACAAUAUGGAGUGCAAGGAAUCAGAUCUAGAGGAUGACGACUGGGAUUGUCAGAGAGGAGAUUACAACUUCAGUCGAGAAAUUAUGCCGGUAAAGUCGUAUCCUUUCGGGGUUUUAAUCGAUCCCACUGAAGAUUCGGUCACCGCUCAUGAAAAACAAGACUCCCUGUCACAUUUUUCAUCUGAAGAAUUCCUGAGCAUUAACAAUGAAUCUGAUAAACAGAAAACUUGGAUCGGAAAAGCAGCGUUGUUUUCCUUGUUCUUCCUCAUAUGGCUGUGUGAAAGGUUUUUCAUGGAAGGACAUGCUGGUCUGCUGGCAGCUUUGCUCCUCCUCGUUAUUAUCUAUUUUGCUCUUCCAAAAACAAGAAUGACUGAAGCUCAAAGCAAUCAAAAUGUCACCUAAGGAGAACGUCAUCCAUCACUCUUGUUUGCUCUACUUACUAUUCAAAAUAGAGAAGAGAAAAAAAAAUGACCAACUAGUUUUCUUAUUUAUGACUAUGUGACUGGAAUAGGAUCUAAAAGUUAAACGUUUAGUAGGAUUGAUAGUGUUUGUAUGCCAAAAAUGUAACUUGUACAUAAUGUCAUCAAUGUCAUGAAUAAGCUGUGACAGAUGAUGUCUCUAUCACAAAUAAUGAAGGUAACAAUAUUUUUCUUUUCUACCCAUCAUAGAGAUGUUAAAUGUGCAAGUGAUUGGGUUUGCUUAUAAGUCUACAAUAGCCCUACUUUUCCUCUGGAGCCUAGGUGUGGCAAUAAUCUACAUUAUAACAGUAAAACCAUUAAUCAAGGGGGUUAGUGGGGGCAAAAAUAUAAUGUCCUAGGUUAACCUUCACAAAUAGCUUUAUAUAUACGCAUUCAUCAUUUUAGGACGUAGUAACACUGUAUAUCUACAGUGAGGGAAAAAAGUAUUUGAUCCCCUGCUGAUUUUGAACG
This is a messenger RNA of Pelobates fuscus (common spadefoot toad), 1312 nucleotides long. Its product is annotated as transmembrane protein 71-like. The transcript has 9 exons. Lineage: Eukaryota; Metazoa; Chordata; Amphibia; Anura; Pelobatidae. The coding region runs from base 12 to 785 and encodes 257 amino acids. The record is from RefSeq and is a predicted model, not a curated record.